Monomorium pharaonis (pharaoh ant) is the source of this 9564-nucleotide messenger RNA. RefSeq lists its product as uncharacterized. Bases 1156 to 6459 code for a protein of 1767 amino acids. Lineage: Eukaryota; Metazoa; Arthropoda; Insecta; Hymenoptera; Formicidae. The transcript is spliced from 25 exons. Gene Ontology annotation, molecular function: protein binding; guanyl-nucleotide exchange factor activity. Gene Ontology annotation, biological process: actin cytoskeleton organization. The record is from RefSeq and is a predicted model, not a curated record.
CGGGACCGAUCCACACCGAUCGAGGCCUCCGAUUUCGAGAGUGCUUGCUAUUGUGCGUGACCCUCGGGAGGGACGUGGGAAACCUGUGGAACCUGUGCGAGCCUGUCCCUCGUCUAGCUCGACGGCGAUCGAGAGGAUUUUCGAAGGAUCGCACAAAUCCGGAGUCUCGUCGCAUCACAAUCAAGAGCUUAAUUUUCACUGCAGUGAAUAUCAUGUGCGCCGAUUUCUUCUUUCUUUGUUCGAAGCCAGAGGGUGCGUUAAAUUUUUUUAAGUAAAUAAAAUUUUUAAACAAAGCUUUACGCAUUGUGAGACGCACGAAAUAAUAAACGAAUAAGACCAAUGUGGAUUGAUAGAAAGAUUCUUAGUUUACCAACUUUGCGUGUUAGGUGAUUACUCUUUCAUAUGAUUGCAAGAGAGAGACGUGCGAGAAAUUGAAGUCUAACUAUUGAAGUGAAGUGAGAAAGGCCUGCGAUUUAUAUCGUGCGAAGCCGUUUCUCGGAGCGAAAAGAGAUUACCCCGAUACGUGUGAAUCAUAGUCGCGGAUCGUAAUUUCGCACGCGGAGCAUCAUUUCUUUCUGACUUGAAGGCACGCUUAAAGUCGCCGCAAAUCAAAGUUCCUGUACAAUUCAGAUUGGGCCGCUCCGCUUGAAACUGAACGUUCCAUCUAUUGCGUUGCAUCCAUAAAGUGAAAAAGUAAAUCGCGAUCGUAAUUCACAGAUUAUCUCUUUCUCUAUAGGUGCCGACUCGCGGCGCGAUCAGAUGAUAAACCGGAAAGAAACGGUCCAAAGGCGAAACCGGGAGGAAGUGAGGUAUCUAGAUUUGUAGAACGGCUGCGUUGUGCUGAUGUAUGCCACGGAUAUACGUUGUGCCAGUGCGCGCGGUUGUGAACGAUCGGCUUGGUGAUUUGACUGGUGAUCUCUCCUUCGCAAUCGGGAUCGAGAUCGCCGAUUUUUCCCGAGCGCGCCGAAACUUUGAAAAUCCGCGGAAUACCACGAGAGAUGCUCGAUCGCUGGCGGCACAAUUCAUCGAGGGAUUUCCGAUCAUGGAUCUGCGCGCUGUCACCCAACGAUUGUUGACUCUCUCAGGUGGAAUCGCGCGGCGGGCAUUGGCGAAAGUAUUUUCGAUCGUCUGCAGAAGGUGAAGGAAGGAUGAAGAAUGCCCCGCGCUGGCGGAGGAGACGGGGGUAGCGGGCCCCAGAGGACGGGAGGGGGUGGCUUUGGAGGAUGGCUGGGGGGCGCUGCAAGGGCCGUGACGGGUGGAGGCGGUACUGGAUAUGUUGUUCUCGGUGGUACCAGAUACGGUCUGCGGAUCUCUCAGGAGAGUCUGCCGCCGAUCAACUCCAGAGAGGAUUCGCAGGAGCGCCGACGGAAGCGGAAUUCGCGCGAGAGCGACUCACGGGAGCGGCUGGCCGAGAGGCCGGUAGUGGAAAAGCCUAUCGAUCUGGCGGCCAGCAUCACCGAUUGCUGCUGCAUCGGUCCACGAUCACGUCUCCCGCUGCCGCGGAUCCCGCCGGCAAUCUCCGCGUCCUCGACCUCGACGUCCUUGAUGGCAACAGCGGCAUCGUCCGCGUCGUCAUCGUCGGCGUCGUCGUCGUCGUGCCCUUCGGUUGUCGCCGGUGGUUAUCCGUCCGGGGAGAUCGCCGACGGCUGCUCGCCGCCUCUUCCUGCUUCCACCGCGAGUGUCGCGGAGACGACGCCGACGCUCGCUAAUAAUAGUCGCGGCGCGAUGCAAACAUCGGUGGGGAACAUCGGCAGCACCAGCCAGCAGCAGCAGCAGCAACAGCCGCCACAUCACUACCAACAGCACUAUCCCCAAACAGCGGUGGCGGCGGUAACGUCGUCGUACUCACCCUCGACGUCGCUCGACUACUCGUCCGGCGUCCCGACGACGACGCAGACCGUCUCCGUGCCGCGACAGCUCGCUCAGUGGACGAAGCAUCAGACGCUCAAGCUGCAGGAGCCAGCAGUGAUAGCGGUGGACCGAUUGCACAGGUUUCGCUGGAGCGGGGGCGGAGGAGGAAGUGGCAAGAAAUCCUCUUCCGGCCCCCGCAGCGAGAAGGCCGAACGCCUUCGCGAACUCACUGAGAAACUCAAGGGACCAGCACCGGUUCCGCCACCCAGAAGACCAUCGCGAGUACAGGCUUCCUCCCCUCCUCCAACCGGAUACCAGCCGUCGUUUCAAAAUUAUCCACAGACGGGCUCAAAUCCAAGUUGCGGUCGUUGCGAGGGUCGAUCAUCUCAUCGCAGUUAUACGUACAGCGAAGGUAGCCAACAUGGUAGUAAUAAUCAGCAGCAGCAGCAGCAACAACAGCAACAGCAGGAAGAAACUCCGAAGACGAUGGUCCGCAGUGAGAGUGUCAGUGAAGAGUGUCUCAGUGAUCGCUCGGGAAACAGCAUAUACAGGAAGCCCUGCCACGACUCGAGGAAGACCUCGAGAUCAGGCAGACCCGAGAGAAACAGUGAUGACGUCAGUGACCUCAGAAGCAAACCGAAUGCCAAUGCGGAGGCGGCAAAACACUUGAGACAGUACAGUGAUUCCGUGGUGGACAGUGCUACGAGUGUGGACGAUUUGUGUGAUAACCUGAGCGCCGCUUCCGUUGGUGGCAACGAGGGGGAGGCCCGGGAUGCCAUCACCAGGUUGGAGCCGCGUGGGCUGCUCGCCUUUCACAGAUCCGGCGCGCCCUACAGGAGUGCCUCCUUCGGCCAGGUGGACGUUAAUCAAGAUGCAGACUUUACUUUCAGCGCAAACUCGCACUUUCCUCUUCCAGCGAAUCGACAGAAAACUCAGCCGAUCGUAACGUCUAAUCGCUCCGAGACCAAAGACGUUCGAGCGAGCACGUUACCUCGUCGUCGGGGUGAUGUCACUCCAGGUAGCACGACACCUCAAAACAGUCCCAAUCGACAGAGCCCGAGGACGUCGACGCCCAGCGUCGACAGCGCCGUCGGCUCUGCCGAAGGUCUGGGUGUUUCUCAGCAAGGGAACCACGAGGAGAUCCGACCUAGAAGCGAUGGUUCAGAUAGUCUGGCAACUUCCAGUGCACUCACUAGUCCGGAACCGCUAGUUCCAGAGACGAACCCAAUCGAGCCUAGGAUCGAUCUGGUGCAAACGGAGGCGCCCACAGUUGAACUGGUUGGCCACGAGUCUGUGUAUCCAGUCGUUGAAGGAAACAUAGUGGAGGAAACCAUUCAAAAAGAGACCAGGAUAGAGCCGCACGAGGUGAUCAUUACACCACCCCCGGAGGAGCCGCGGUUGAGCCAAGUGAGCGAGGGCAGCGAGGCGCCGAGCGAGACGCCCUCGGAGGCGUCCUCGCCAUCCGGCAAGACGAGACGAUACCGGGGCGACACCAGUAAGAGGAGGAAGGGCGUGUACAUAACUCAAUGGCCAGAGCCCUUGGACGCGGACAGGAACAAGCUGUCGGCUCAGAGCAGCGAGGAGAGAGACGAGCCACCUGCGACACCCAGCGACCUGUCUGACUGCGAGGGCCACACGCCUCGAAGGUACAGCAAGAGGCCCCUUCGCGGGCCGUACGGGCAAAUGCUGGAGGCCGAGAUGGCAAAACCGCGCACCACCGAUAUCGCGCUCGACGAAGGUCUUCGUCCUCGCAGAAAGAUCUCUGCAAAUCUCUCGUACAACGCGAGCAGCAACAACAACAGCGGCUCCGAGCCGCCCACGCCCUGCCACCAUCGGACGACCUCCAGUCCGACGAAACUCGAGGGACAUCCGGGGCCGAGUCCUGAGCUGCUCGCGGAACUGCUGAGAGGGUCCUCGGAGAGGGUGGCUCGCGCACCGGCGCAUCGAAACGAUACGAGGACUCACGUGGUUGUGGAGCUUUACGAUACGGAACGCUCCUACGUAGAGGCGCUACAAAUACUAGUCAAUAAAUACUUACAGCCCCUGAAGAGCCCCGAAAAUGCUGGUCUGGUGGACGCUGGAACAGUCGACGAGAUAUUUUAUCAGAUCCCUGCGCUUCUCAGUCAUCAUGAGGUAUUCUUGGAGGAGUUGCGUAGGCGACUGGACACCUGGGAACUCAAGCAAACGAUCGGCGACGUCUUCCUCGAUGUGUUCACGAAGCCGGUGGUGCUGGAGACAUAUACCCUGUUUCUGGACAAUUGGAAGUCUGCGAGGAAGGCGAUAAAAACAACGUGCCAAGCGAAGCCGGCCUUCGCACGAUUUCUCGAGACAAUGGAACGCGAGCACAAGGGCAAACUGGGGUUGGACCAGCUGCUGAUUAAACCCGUGCAGAAGAUUCCGCGGUACGAACUAUUGAUCCAGAGGUUACUAAAACACACGGAUCCAACGCAUCCCGAUCACGAGCUGCUGCAGGCCGCGCAGAAGGAAGUGCACGAACUAGUCGUGAAGAUCAACUGCACGGAAAGGGAGUCGCUCGAAUGGGAACAGCAGCAGACCACGCUCAGGGAGGUCCAGGCUCUCGUCGAGGGUCUCGCUGGCAUCGUAACGAACGACAGAGCUUUCGUCCGACACGAUCUGGUCACCAUAGCGUCGAAUCAGGGCACACGGAAGGAACGGGCUUUAUUUUUGUUCUCCGAUCUCCUCGUCAUCACCAGCAUCAAGCGCAGAAGCGGCACGAUAAGAAAACCAUCAACAAGCACAUGUCCGAAUAGUCUGGUCGGUCUUCUUGACGCAAACAAGUACAAAAUGCUGAUGCGAAUCUCACUGGACGAUCUCGAAGUGAUGAAAGCCAAAGAUGAGAAUUUAAGGCGAAUGGCGCGCGAAGUGGACUAUCUCCGAGAAGACUGCACGAAGUUGACUCAGCUGCAGGAGUUGGCCACGACUUUGCAUGGCGCCAAGCAACAGUUGGAAGAUCUUAUCAAGGAUCUGCUGAGUCAGGCCCAACGACAAUUGGCGGAAAGAAACGCGGCGCAUUCACAACUGGCUUGCCUAGAACUUACACUCAAUACUCAAGCCGGAAUCGAGAAUAUAUCCAUCAUGUUCGCGAAGCCUGACAAGCGUGCGAGCUGGGAGGAGAGCUUUAAUGAAGCCAAACAGAAGCUCGCACUGUCGGCCGACAGGAGACCAUGUCCUGAAUUUGUUGGACCCCUGCCGAUUAGGAAAACGCGAGCAGGUCUCCAAUUCACCUGUGCGGCGCCGACAUUGGCGAACGGACAAGGAUCAAAGGAUGUCUGGGUUUGUAACAGCGAUGGUUAUGUCGGACAAGUGUGCGUGCUAAGCUUGAGCCCGGAACCGCCGCAGGUAACGUCAUGCAAUGGAGUCUGUAACGCCAGGAUACUCUGCGUAGCUGGAAUACCUGCGUGCACGCCUGGUUCAAACUCGUGCACGUCGAACAAUAGUCCGUUUGUUAACAGCAAGAGCGGUAUUAGUAUAUCGGUGCAAGAUGUGGAUGCCAGCGGCGGUAACAUACAGUUAGACAGCUCGAGCUCCGACGAUUCGGACUCGGACGACAUUCCAUGCGCGGAUACGAGCAGCGUAACGUUGAGCGGUGACGUAUCGAGUAUUGACAAUACUACCACGGAGGAAGAUGCGAAUCAGCCCACAAUGUGGCUGGGAACCGAGGACGGCUGCAUCCACGUGUAUAACUGCAACGAUAAUAUUCGAAUUAAGAAGAAUAAAGUGAAGAUACAGCACGGCAGCAGCGUGCAUUGCAUUAUAUAUUUGGAUAACAAGGUGUUCGUCUCUCUCGCCAACGGAGACAUCACCGUUUACGUUCGGGACCAUACCGGUGGAUGGAAUACUCCGGAUCCAACGACGGUGUCCGUCGGGACGGUAGCGUCACCGGUGACAAAGAUGCUGUCCGUCUCUGGGAAACUGUGGUGCGGGUGUCACAAUAGCGUUAAAGUCCUAAAUACCCACACUCUAGAUAUCGAGCAUACAUUUACUGUGAGCAGUGACACAAGCCGUGCCGUUUCCUGCAUGGCGAACUCCGGAGGUUUAGCCGUUUGGAUUUCCUUACACAACAGCGCUGUGUUAAGGCUUUUCCAUUCCGGUACAUACGAGUGCCUAAGCGAUAUCAACAUCGCGCCAGCUGUUACCAAAAUGCUUGCCACAGGUUGCGAUGACAUAAUUCGGCAGCACAAGGCUGCAUGUCUCAGGGUCACCGCACUAUUGGCUUGCAACGAGUUGCUUUGGAUCGGCACGAGUGCCGGUGUGCUGCUCACCGUGCCAAUUCCCCAUAUAAAGCCAUCUACUCAGAGGAUGUCGCAGCCGCCGAUCGUGACUGGAAUUCCUCACGGACAUACAGGACACGUGCGUUUUCUCACCUGCGUAGAAACGCCGAAUCCUUCGAAGCCAGAUCCUCGACCGAAGGUGAACCGUUAUUCAUUAAAGUCGAACAAAACGCAGCAGAAUAAUAUUAAUCGCAGCAAACUCCUGGUGAUAUCCGGCGGAGACGGUUACGAAGACUUCCGCGGACCUCAAGCCUCUGCCGAGUUGCAGGCUGGUCGCGAGGACUCCACGAACCAUCUAUUGCUAUGGAAAGUGUGAUAUGAUAUGGCACGACCCCAGGCAAGGGUCGAGGUAAACGAAAGCCGGCAUGACACGCCGUGGGAAUCGUUGUUGUAUGCGCAGCACGCAGGCCGUCGCCGUCGUUUGAUCGUGGCCGAUCAGGACGCAUCGGCGGGCCAGGUUUUCAGGGAACGCGGGAGGGUUCUCUGGCUGGUAUUAGCCGAAUGGAUCAAGAGUAAGAUGCGAGAACUGCACUCUCAACACGAAAGGAAGUAUCGGUUGCAGUUCACGCGGGAGUCUGAUCAACCGAGGAUAGUCACCGACCUGUCUUUAUCGUCAUUGUGCAAUUUAUGAGCGGAUCUGCUAUUAGCCUGACCAUGAGCAAUCACGUCGAUCUGACGUAAGAUCGUUUAUCAACGACGAGUGCUCGAUGGCCAUCACAUUUUUUUUCUUACUUUCUCGAAUACGUAUCCGAAAUUAUUUGGAGAUUAAUAUGUAACGAAACAAUUGUUACAUGAUUUAGAUCUGAACGUUUAGAAUAUUUUUUUCAUUAUAUUGUAAAUUGUUAAAUCAUUAGCAAUUUUUGUUUGCAUAUAUUAAAAAGAUAAUUAUUAAAAUAUAUAUAUAUUUAUCUAUAUUUGUGAUAUUUAUAUUUAUUUUAAAAGGUGAUUUCUUUGUGGAUUGAGCACGUGCCUUUGGUAAAUUAUUAAUACCGAACAAAUUACGGGAUCGAAUCUUAUGUUGGAAAUGAUAAGAGCUAAUCAUUGAUACAAUUCUUUAUGUACGUCCGCUGUACACACGAGGACAUAAUCCUUAAAGCGGUUCACACAUUAAGGAGAUAUAUACACCUAGACAAGUCAAAAUAUAUGAUCUAACUUUGCAAUUUUCGAAAUAAUGCAAUUGAAAGAAAUAACAAUUAGUUAAAGUUAUAUAAAUUUUUACUAUAAAUUUUGUUUACUUUUUGACCGUAAAAGUUGAACAUUGUAAAAAAUAUAUGUCAAAUAUUAAUUUUUAAUAUCUAAAAACAUAUGUAAAAUAUGUAAAAUUGCAAGUCGGUCAAGCUAUUUUCAAAAAAUAAUGAUUACUUUUUUUCAAAAACAUGUAGGAUAAUUUGAAUAGCGACACCAUUUUAUAUUAUCUCUCUUUAUUUGUCCACAAAAAUUGCAAAGUUUGACUCGUUUUACUUAUAUUGAUUCAUCUAGAUGUUUACAAGCUCUCUUAAACUAACAUAUUCCAAAAUAACAUGAAGGUCCAAAGAAUAAUAAGAGUUUGUAAGAAUAUCUACGAGGUAAGAAUAUCUACAGAAAUGGAACCUCUUUUAAGUAUUUUCAAGAUGCUUCUUAGAUCCUUAUAUCGUUCGGAUUUAAUCCAUAAGCGUAUUUUCUUUUGACUUUGCACUUUCUAAUAUCUUAUACAUUUAAAAUGGGAAGAAAUGUAAUCAACUUUUUAAGGAAAAAAAUAUUAUAAGUUAUAAAAAUUGUUAAAAAAUAUAGAAAGUAUAAUUAAACACAAAACAGAUCUUCCAAAUCAAACCGGAUCAGGUAAAAACUAUCGAUACUGAAAAAUCGACAGAAUACGGUACCUGGACGUUGAAUCGAGCUUAUAUAUGUGUAUCAAGGGCCUACAUCAAUUAACAAAUAUAGAGAUCUAUAUUUCUUACAAGUACUAAAGUGCCAAAAAGAAAAAGAAAAAAAAAAGAAAACGAAUUCCGUUUCCCAUUUGUCGAUUGAUUGCAAAAAUGCUAACGUACUUCAUUAUUUCCAGUACGUGAUAUAAUGUAACUCGAUGUGUUCGUGUUAAUUGUUAAGAGUUUAUCGAGUUCGUGUACUUCAAAUACGUUUAAAAUAAACGGAUUUAUUUAUUUAAAAGGAAUAAAUAAAAAAUCUGAAGCUUUUUUGCGUAUUAGAAGUGAUUGUUUGUAUUCUACCUAUACGCGCGCACGCGUAUAAAAGUGUAUAUGUGCGUAUAUGUGGAGAGAAACUUCAUUAUCUCCUAAUUAAAACUACAUGUGAGUAAAAACAAAUUUACAAUUACAAGCCAAUAGAAGUGCCAAUAAUUAUUGUAUCAUGAAGUUGUCAUUAUUGUAUCUUUUUUACUUUAUACGCUGUUCACAGAAAAAUUAUUACUUUAAUAUUGAAAAUCUGUUGUAAAUUUUUAAACUCAGCUGUGAUGGAUACUUAAAGGAUUGUAUAUUUAAAAAUUUUAAAUUGUAAAAAUUGAGCUUCUCAAUAUUGAACUCAACAAAAUUAUAUUAAAUGAAAAAUCUUUGAUUCUUAAUAGAAAGUCUUUGAUUGAACAAUUUUUCUCAAUAUAAGUACUGCCUCUAUUAAUUUUUCUAAAUUUUUUAAGAAUUAUAUAAUUUUAUUUGACGAGAAAAAUAUAAUAUUAGUAACUUAAAGUAAAUUUUAAAAGUUUCGUGUAUUUUGCAAUUCUAUGAUGAUUUGGUCAUUUAUAUUCUUUGCAUCUACAAGACUUUGCAAUCAAUGUCGUAUUGAAUAAUACAAUAAUUUAAAAGCACGAUUAAUUGAAAAUAGAUUCGACAAUAUGCCCCUUAGGCUCAUUAUCGAAUCCAUUUUUUUUACCAAGAAUCCACACGCGACAAUUUAGAAUUAUUAAUUAUUAUAUAUAAGCGUUCAAAGAAUGCAUUGCUAUUUUCAUAGGUAGAAGUGUGCAACAUUGAUUGCCACAAGUCUAUACAUACAAGUCUGUACAAUCGCAAGUGAUUUAAAAAAUUAACCGUAUAAUAAAUAUACAACAUACCUGACAAUAAUUAAUUGAUAAUGAACCGAAGUAACUGUAUACGAGACCAAUCGAUAAAUUGUGUGUAUGUGUAAUUAGUAUUUUGUCAUUUUUUGUUAACAUACAAAUGCGAUUAAUGCAACGGCCAAACAAUUAUUUCGAUUUCGUAUGAACGCAAUGACUUACAUGACGUAGAUUUAAUCGAUAUUUAAUUUGAUAUAAAAUGAGUUAAUUUAAGUAAAAAAAAUACAACAAAUCUAUAAAUUGAAUAAAAUAGCUAUUGUAAAUAUUUUGAUUAAACAAAAGUAAAUUUUUUUGUAACACUACACACACUUUAUGUCUUUUUAGUUCUAUUUUAUUAAAUUAUUUGAAAUAAAUGGAUCUUUUUAGAUCAAGAAAUGUGGU